Messenger RNA from Perkinsus marinus ATCC 50983, 1218 nucleotides. RefSeq lists its product as hypothetical. The record is from RefSeq and is a predicted model, not a curated record. Gene Ontology annotation, molecular function: proton-transporting ATPase activity, rotational mechanism. The transcript has 11 exons. Lineage: Eukaryota; Perkinsozoa; Perkinsida; Perkinsidae. Bases 1 to 1218 code for a protein of 405 amino acids. Gene Ontology annotation, biological process: vacuolar transport; proton transmembrane transport; vacuolar acidification. Gene Ontology annotation, cellular component: proton-transporting V-type ATPase, V0 domain; vacuolar proton-transporting V-type ATPase complex.
AUGGCUGAUUUAGUUUACUUCAAUAUCGACGACGGUCUAGGAGAGGGUCUCGUAAGAGGUCUUCGUUCGGGCUUCCUCACAGCAGAUGAUUACCGUCGUAUUGCCAAUGGAGAAAACUUGGAAGAUCUCCGAACAGCUUUGGAAGAUACAGACUAUGGCACUUUCCUCCAGGAUGAGCCCAGUCCUCUUCAGGCUUCUACUAUCUUGCGGAAGUGCCAUGAGCGUCUCGCUGAGGAGUUCGAUUAUGUCAGAGCUCAAUCAGUCGGCGAGAUGGCUAAGUUCAUGGAUUAUGUCCGUCAAGAGGCUAUGAUUGACAACGUGGUAAUGCUCAUUCAGGGUACCAUCAACAACAAGAAUCCUAAGGAUCUUCUUGCACGAUGUGAUCCUCUUGGCUACUUCGAGGAGAUGAAGACCAUUCCUGGCAUGGACUUUACUCAUGGUUAUGAAGACCUCUACCGUACCAUUCUCAUCGACACUCCUCUUGGACCUUAUUUUGAAGAGUUCCUCAAUUCCAAGCAAGUUCAUACUCACACUGAGGGCCAGGGGUCUGGUGCCCAGAGUGGCCCUAGUGGAGCUACAGCUGUUGUACAGCAUGGGGAGGUUCAUAACGUCCUCACUGAAACCGAUCUGGAGAUUCUCAGGAAUUUCCUUAAGAAGUGUUGGAUGGAAAGCUUCUACCGUUUCUGCAUGGACGGAAGUGAGAACAGCAACACUGCUGAGGUCAUGGGCCACAUCCUAAGAACUGAGGCUGAUUACAGGGUCUUGAUGGUCACUCUCAACGCCCUCAACUCGCCUCUUGGAACUGCUCAGAACUUGGAUGAGCGUAAUGCUCUCUAUCCCAACUUCGGCUACUUGUAUCCCGAGGGAACUGAUAAGCUCAUGAAGGCGACUUCGGAUACUGCCGUCCGCGCUGCGUUGGAACCUUACCUAAAGUAUGCCCAGCUGUACGACCAAUGCAAGCAGUUCUAUGAGCACGACUCGAACGUUGACAAGACUACUCAGGGUCGCUACAAGUCUAUUGAGGAUCUCUUAUACGUUGAGUCCGUGCGUAUGUUCGAGAACUCCUUUGAGCAGCAGUACCACUACGGUAUUAUCUAUGCUUGGGUUAAGCUGCGUAUCCAGGAAAUGAAGAACAUUGAGUGGAUGGCCAACAUGAUUGUCCUUAAAAAGAAGGAGCACGUUGAGGAGAUUGUUCCAAUCUUCGCUCCUCGUGUGUAA